UUGAUGAAAAUGAAAUUGAGGUGUUCACUUCAAGUGAUGUGCAUGACUUUCUUGUGCUCUAUAUUAUGUUGUAGUUUUCUGAUGAGUCAAGGUCGUUGCCAUGACAUUGUAGAAGCAGUGGAGACGAUAAAAAGUUUUGAAGAUUUUGAAAUAGAGCAAAAACUUAAGGUUAUCAACAAACCUGCUGUAAAGAUAAUAAAGUCUAUUUCUGGUCAACGGUACGGAUGCGUGGACUUUUACAAACAAGCAGGAUUUGAUCAUUCAUCCAUGAAUAACCACACAUUUCCCUAUAAGAUGCCUAUGAUGUCAUACCCUUUAGGAUCAAAAAGAAAGAGAGAGAAAGUAAGUAACAAAACAUUUGGUCACUUAUGGAAAAAUGGUGUAGGUUGUCCUAUGGGAACGGUCCCUAUAAUGCGAGUCACCAAAGAUGAUCUUUUGAAAAUGAAAUCAUUUGAUGAUGACGAUAACGCUUACCCGCAAAGUUCAUGGGGAAAUACCUAUAAACCUGCGAUUUCCAACAAAGGUCAUUACUUUGCUCUGGCGCGGACUAAAGGAAAACCAAGGAAAUACAAUGGUGCAGCCAUGAAUAUGCAUAGAGGCACUUCUGAGGCUAAUCUUAGUAUGCAAUUCAGCUCUGGUCGUAUGAACUUUCAAAUCGGAAAUGAAUUCAUUCAAGUUGGUCGGCUCUCAUACCAAGAAUUAUACAAAGACACCUACCCUCGGCUGUUUGUAUUUACAAAUGCGGGAGGACAUCCGUGUUUUAAUAACUUCUGUCCGGACGGAUCAGGAAUGAUACUAGUCAGCCGAGACUUCACUCCUGGUUUACUUCUUCUAGAAACAGAUUAUGACAUCGCCAUAUACAAGGACAAGAGAAAUGGGGAUUGGUGGCUGUUGAUGGGGCCUUCAUGGGAAGGAAUUGGGUACUGGCCAUCAAGCACAUUCCAAGAAAGUUAUGGUACAGGCAUAGAAUGGGGUGGUGAAGUCUAUAGCCCCGGACUUCCUAGUCCUCCAAUGGGCAAUGGUUACUUUUUGGAGAGAACUCCUGACCAAGACGCAUAUAUGCGUCGAAUCAAGAUUGUGGACGAAAAUUUUAAGAUCGACAAUACUGUAGGGAACACCGAAUCUUUUUCAACCAAUCCUCAUUGUUAUCAAGUGGUCGAUGCAAAGGAGAACUUUUGGAGACAUGCAGGUCAUCUUGUGCUUUAUGGAGGCCCUUUGUGUAAUAAACUUCGAUAAUGCUUAGCAAUAUUCCGAAACUGUAAUAUCUUUCUUUCUUUCUUUCAUAAUGGACCUGAUAAACAAAUAUACUAUGAUUAUGGAAUUAUUAAUAAACUCUUGAUCAA
Messenger RNA from Capsella rubella, 1343 nucleotides. RefSeq lists its product as uncharacterized. The transcript has 7 exons. The record is from RefSeq and is a predicted model, not a curated record. NCBI's taxonomy places the organism in Eukaryota, Viridiplantae, Streptophyta, Magnoliopsida, Brassicales, Brassicaceae. Bases 4 to 1236 code for a protein of 410 amino acids.